AUGAAAGUUUUAACUUUACAAGAAGAGUUUAAAUUAUCAGUAGAAACAUUUUUUACAUUCUUUUUCGAAAGUUCAAAUUUCAAGCAAAAGUAUCAUUCAUCAAGAGGCGAUAAUCAAAUCGAAAUUAAACCAUGGUCACCAAGUACCGAAGGUAGAUAUAGUAGAGAGGUAACUUUUCUUUCUUUCAUUUCAAACAACCCAGUCAUUAGUGGUUUAGUUGGUAAUUCUGCAAAAGUAAGAGAGGUACAAUAUUAUAAAUAUAAUGGUGAUACAUUAAAUGUUAUUGCAGAAACUUAUUUUGAUGGAUCACCAAUUGGUAAAAACUUUUCGUCAGUAUCAGAAUGGAAUGUAUCACCAAUUAUAGCACCAUUACCAGGUUGUAAAAUUGUCAUCGAAGUUAGAAAUAAUUAUAAUGGUUACAUGUUCAAAGAUAAAUUAGAAAAUUGGGUACAUGGUGCCACUGAAGAAUCUUUUAAAAAAUGGUUAUCAUUAGUUAGACAACAAGUUGAAGAAUAUGAAAAGAAUGAAGAAUUAAAAAGAAUUACUCCAACUCCAGUUAAAAAACAAAAGAAGAAAACUUUAUCAAAUAAAUACGAUGAUGAUGACGAAGAAGACGAUAAUUUAGAAAAUAGUGAUGAUGAAGAUAAACAACAACAACAAGAACAUAUUGUCGAUGAAAAUCAAAAAUCAAAUAUAAUUAAACAUCAACAACAACAACAACAACAACAACAACAACAACAACAACAACAAAAACAAAAACAACAACCACAACAACAAAUAAUAAUUAAUAAUAAUAUAAAUAUAAAUAAUAAUGGCGAUGAAGAUUUUAGUGAUUCCGAAUUAUCAGAUAUUUCACGUAAAGCCCCAUCACAUAUCGAUUUCGAUGAUGAAGACGAGGAUGGUGGAGAAGACAAUAGUGUUGGUUAUAGUGAUAAUGAAGUUGAUGAAGAAAGUACCAGUACUAGAUAUUAUGAUUCAAAUGAUGUAUUUUAUUCAUCAGAGAAUGAUAGCAAUGUUAAAAACUUUAUGGAAAAUAUUAAUAAUGAUAUUUCAAAUCUCAAAAGUAUUAUUGAAACUAAUCAUAAUCGUCUUUUUGGACUCGAAGAAUCAUUUAACCAAAUUCAAAGAUCAAACAGCUCUAUUACAUCCAAUACUCCCACUAGAUCAAUUACAUUGUCAGGUGCAACUACAAGUGUGGAUACAGGCUAUUUGACCAAAUUAGAAGAGAUUGUAAAACAUGUUCAAGAAGAAGAGAUUAAAACAAGAGAAAAACAAAAAGAAUGGAUCGAAAAGAUUAAUGAACUCGAAAAGAAAUUAAACUCUAUCGGAAAUGCUCAAAAUCGUUCAAUCCUUUGGCUCAAUAUUUUAGCUUUAGUAUUUUUCUUAAUUGGUUGGCCAAUCGUUGCUAAAAAGCUUUGGAAAACUUUAUAUCCAUUUUUAGUUGCAUUGAUAUCAAAAAAAUAA
Molecule: messenger RNA, 1464 nt
Organism: Dictyostelium purpureum
Lineage: Eukaryota; Evosea; Eumycetozoa; Dictyosteliales; Dictyosteliaceae
Exons: 2
Coding region: 1-1464 (487 amino acids)
Source: RefSeq, a predicted model, not a curated record